Molecule: messenger RNA, 1119 nt
Organism: Papaver somniferum (opium poppy)
Lineage: Eukaryota; Viridiplantae; Streptophyta; Magnoliopsida; Ranunculales; Papaveraceae
Exons: 3
Coding region: 37-912 (291 amino acids)
Molecular function (GO): zinc ion binding
Source: RefSeq, a predicted model, not a curated record
CUUGUAACACUAAAUAUGUUUCAACUGUAGGCACACAUGGAUAGUAUGAUGUCAGAGAAUGUUAGUGCUUGUCAGUAUUUGAUGGGCGAGGAUCCUAAAAGCUGGUGCAGGGCCUUUUUUGACCACAAGAGCGCUUGUGAACACUUGAGUAACAACUUUUCUGAAAGUUUCAAUAACAUGAUAACCAACAUUAGGGAGAAACCUGUCUGCAAGCUAGUUUUGAUGUAUGGACAGCUAGUGAUGGGGCUGUUUUACAAGAGAAGAAAUGCUUGUGUUGGAUGGGAUUCUGGGGAUUUGGUUCCUACUGCCAAAAAAUUAUUGAAGAAGAUGUUUAAGAAAACAGGGGAAUAUAAGGUAGAAGGAGCGGUUGCUGGAAAGCUUUAUGAAGUCACAAGCAUACAUAAUACAAUAUUCACUGUUGACCUUGAGAAACAUACUUGCAGCUGCAUGCAAUGGCAGCUGAGGGGUUUCCCCUGUCAACACGCAGUCUGUGCUCUGCAGCAAAUCAGGCCCAAUUGGGUUGAGUAUUGUGCCAGAUACUACUCAGUGGAUAACUACAGGACCACCUAUUCCCCUGAUAUGGUGCCAUUGGAAGGGCCCGAGGACUGGGAUGAGCCAAGAACAAUUAUUGUUCCUCCAUUGCUCAUUAGGAAACCGGGCCGGCCUAGGAAGAACAGAAGGAAGGCCUAUAAUGAGACCCUAUCCGAGAAGAAAGUCAGGUGCUGCAGCAAAUGCAAGCUGCCUGGUCACAACAAGACAACUUGUCCUGGUGGUGCAAUUGGCUCUAAUACAAAGAGAAAUGGGUCUACAUCUGAAGAAGGCGGACUGGCAUUUCAAUCCCAAUCAUCAUCACAAGCUGGAAGUGCUGGUGGUUCUAUGCCUGCAACGAAGAAGCCAAGAAGAUUUACUUGAAACUAGUUUUGGCUAGGAUGUCUUUUGUUUUCUUUCAAGUGAGACCUAUAAAACUUCAUGCAUUUGCUCUGUUUAUUUGGUUAUGUUUUAGAUUAGCUUUUACUUUGUUUGGAUAUUAGCUAUCUUCCAUAGAUAUUGUUUUUGGAUGUUUUGAGUAUUGGAUAUUUGAUUCAAUGUUAUCAAUAAAUGGUAGUGUUAGUGUCGUUA